This is a messenger RNA of Ceratotherium simum simum (southern white rhinoceros), 2187 nucleotides long. It is a transcript of the gene EIF4EBP2, whose product is annotated as eukaryotic translation initiation factor 4E binding protein 2. The record is from RefSeq and is a predicted model, not a curated record. Gene Ontology annotation, cellular component: cytoplasm. Gene Ontology annotation, molecular function: eukaryotic initiation factor 4E binding. Lineage: Eukaryota; Metazoa; Chordata; Mammalia; Perissodactyla; Rhinocerotidae. Gene Ontology annotation, biological process: negative regulation of translational initiation.
CGGUCGUCCUCGUCGCCGCUGCUGCCGCUGCUGCUGCUGCUGAGGCUGCUGGCGGAGGCCGGAGGAUCGGGCGGCGGCGGCGGCGGCGGCUGAGAGGGCGGCGGCGGGAGCGGAGCGGGACGAGGGAGCGAGAGGAAGCGAGCGAGGAGCGAGCGGAGCGCGCCAGCCCCGCCCGCCCUUCCGCCCGCCGGAGGAGCCGGAGCAGCCCGGGCCCCCAGCCGCCACCGCCGCCGCCGCCCGCCUGCCCGCCGCCGGACAAAGCCCGAGAGCCCGCGCCCAGAGCCAUGUCCUCGUCCGCCGGCAGCGGCCACCAGCCCAGCCAGAGCCGCGCCAUCCCCACCCGCACCGUGCCCAUCAGCGACGCCGCGCAGCUACCUCAUGACUAUUGCACCACGCCCGGGGGGACGCUCUUCUCCACCACGCCGGGAGGAACCCGAAUCAUUUAUGAUCGAAAAUUUCUGUUGGAUCGUCGCAAUUCUCCCAUGGCUCAGACCCCACCCUGCCAUCUGCCCAAUAUCCCAGGAGUCACCAGCCCUGGCACCUUAAUCGAAGACUCCAAAGUAGAAGUAAACAAUUUGAACAACUUGAACAAUCAUGACAGGAAGCAUGCAAUUGGGGAUGAUGCUCAGUUUGAGAUGGACAUCUGACUGUCCUGUGAGGAUCAGAAGAAAAGCAGCAACCCUGAUACCUGUGUGUACCUGAUUUGGCCAUUAGGAUCAACGAUGAAAAGACAGAGAGGCAGUCCCAGCAGUCCCCACUGCGUCUCCACCUCCUCCUCUUCCUCCGGGUGCCAAAUGAUGCGAAGAUGAGCUUCAUUCCACCAUUUCCUCUCCCUGUUUCCUGAGCCCCAUCCCAGUGAGACAGAUUAGAUCGAAGGCCCUUGGCAUAUUUCUGUAGAACUAAGCAGCCCACAGAGGAAAACUGUUAAGCUCUGGCUUCCCUCCUGCCCCCACAAAAUUUUUUUAUCCCACUUCAAAUCUCACCCUACCAACAAUUGCCUGGCUGGGAAGUCUGGGGAGGUGAUACAGAGGUUUGGUGGGUUCGCCAUUAUUCAUGUUCUUACCCUCUGUCUCUCCUUCCUAUCUCCUGGCCACGUUUCAGUGCUGCAAGAGUCUGGGUUUGGGGUUGUCAGAACCAUCAGGGAAAUGAUAAACAAGAAGAGAGCUGCUUUCCCUUUUACCUUGAGGUGUUUGUCCUUGGGGACAGAGCACCGCUUGUGCAACUCUAGUAGCAUUACCCUGUGGCACUGUGUUGAGGUCUGCUUCCCCUCCUUUCUCUGGGAGCAAUGUCUUCUGUCUUUGGUAUUAUAGUUCCUCUUCCCAUUCCUUUACUUAGCACAUUUGUGCAAAAAUCUUUACACUCUCUACAUCAUAGUAUUCCGUGGAUGAUACCUAGAAUGACCUUGGCAGAGCACUGAACCAUUUAUGAGUCCCCAGUCUCAGUAGUCACUGUUUUUCAAUCCAAUGAGCAUUGUGAUAUUGUCUCUGAUUGCAGUUUCUUAGUAUUUUGAAUUUAAAGUUGACUUUCAGAAUGCUCUAGAGAAGAACUAAACUUAUUUCCUUUGUGGACCUGUUUGGCUGCUGACAUAGAUAAGCAGGGGCUUAAAAAAUGUGUUCCUCCCGAUUUUCUUGCCUUUCUCAUCAUACCCUGAAUUUCUCUUUCUUUCCCUUCCUCCCUCCUUCCCUCUUUCCCUCUCUCUCUCCUUCCUUCUUCUCUGCCAGGCCAUUUUUUCAAAUGUACAUCAAAGGUACCUCAAGUGUUGGUAUCUGAUAAUAUCUGUCACUCCUCUUAGCUGAGGAGUGACCUUUUAUUUUUAAGAUGACUACAGACCUAUUUUUAGAUAUGUUUUCAGUACAAUUUUGGACAGCAACUUUUUAAUUACACAUCUUCCAGUGUCAGGAAGGUGAGAAAUGUCCGUAGGCGAGUCUGCUGUUCCACGUCACCAACCUUCGUCUCCACAGUCCCUUACGAGCUCUUUCUUUCUCCCUCUAGUUUUGGGUGUGCAUGUUUGGAGUCGUAGAAGGUGGUUUGUAAACUGGACCAUUCUGCCUUGCCAUGGGUUGUUCAUGAAAGCCUCGUGCUUCUUCCCCACUCUUUGCUUCCUCAUCCCCCCUUCUCCCCACCCCACUCUCCUGACUGUUGACUGCCACAAUAAUCCAGGGAGAGUGACUCCCCUCAUGGAAAGAC